GAUAGACUUUGGUUUUUUUUCUCUUGUCUAUGUGAAGGUUGGAUACUCUGAUCUUAAGAGACUAAGGAAUCAUCAAAUGAGCAGUUUUUGGAGUUGGGGAAAGUGCUUGGUCAGAUUAGGUUUAUCCUUGGAAGCUGCUGCUAGAAGAGAUACCAAGCCAACAUUAACAUACUCAGUACCUUCCCCUUCACUUUCCAAAGCUCGUUCUGAAACAAAUGGAAUAGCUGAAACUGGAGCUUCCUCAUUAGACACAACAGAGUUGGUAACAACAGCUUGUCUACCACCCAAGCUAUCAAUUCUACUACAAGAGACAUCUGAAAUUGAAGUCUUGCUAUCACUAUUUGAACUAGGGGAAGUUUUAUCAUUUGUAUCAUCUAAUUAGUCAGACUCUUUUAUGUAGUUUUUGUCGGGGAAUUGUUUUCCCCGCUAAUGUAAUGAAUCUUUAUUCAAUGGUUGAAUUGUAUAUUGUACAUUGAUGGUUGGAUAUAGUUGGUGUUGAAUGGAAUAUUUCAUUUUUGUUUUUUCUUAA
Molecule: messenger RNA, 529 nt
Organism: Rhododendron vialii
Lineage: Eukaryota; Viridiplantae; Streptophyta; Magnoliopsida; Ericales; Ericaceae
Exons: 2
Coding region: 77-382 (101 amino acids)
Source: RefSeq, a predicted model, not a curated record